Molecule: messenger RNA, 574 nt
Organism: Pollicipes pollicipes
Lineage: Eukaryota; Metazoa; Arthropoda; Thecostraca; Pollicipedomorpha; Pollicipedidae
Product: intraflagellar transport protein 43 homolog
Exons: 5
Coding region: 150-545 (131 amino acids)
Biological process (GO): intraciliary retrograde transport
Cellular component (GO): cilium; intraciliary transport particle A
Source: RefSeq, a predicted model, not a curated record
CCGGCUCGCCGCCGCCGGCGCCUGGACCGCCGAUCGGCCGCCGCCAGCGCGCCGACUUCGACAGUUCUGCAAAGAGCGCCACGGCGGCGGUGCCGAAGUCGCCGCCGCGGGUGAGCUCGUGGGAGGACGACGACAACGCGGUGAUACCCAUGAUCCCCGACCUGGAGGUGGUACAAGAGGAGGAUCUGGCUCUGCAGGUGGCCGCCGCCCCCAUGUCACGGGUCAACCGGGUGGUCACCAUGCAGGAGCUGAACGAUGACCUGUUCAAGCACCCGACGUUCAUGGCUUUGGAGGACAUUGACCUGCAGCUGCUGACCAACAGGCUGUCCGAGCUGGCCGACGUACAGGAGGUAGACAAGCCGUGGGUCUGGGACGUGCUCUUCACGGAGGUGCUGUCGGAGGUGCAGGACGAGGCGAGCGACGAGGAGGCGGCUGUGGAGCUUCUCACGCCCAAGUCGAGUGCGUCGCUGGCGGGCCGGCGGGCGCCUUCUGGCCGCCUCAAGUCCGCCUCGGCCAAGGCGCAGAUGCCCUACAAAAUGAUGUAGGGUGUGGCUGAGGAGCUGGAGCGCGGCGC